AUGUCACAAAAGAAACUUAUUUCAGUUAUUGCUACUCGUUCACAAGGUGGUUCAGUCAUCAAGUCAUUAUUAAAUGCAGGUAAUUUUAAAGUUCGUGCCCUUUUAAGAAAUCCAGACUCUGAACAAUCAAAAGAGUUAGGUUCUCUUGGUGCUGAAAUUGUAAAGUGUGAUAUUGGUACCGACUCAAAAGAAGCCAUUGAAAAAGCUAUUGCUGGCAGUGAUGGUCUUUAUUUAGUUACAGUAUUCUGGAACUAUAUGGGCAAAGAAUCUGAAGUUGGUAAAAAAGCAGUCGAUGCAGCUUUAGCAGCCAAAAUUGGUCAUCUUGUUUUUAGUAGUCUUGCCCCAGCUAACAAAAUCUCUGGAGGACGUUACCACGUCCCACAUUUUGAUGAAAAGAAUGCUGUCGAAGAGUAUGCUAGAGAACUUUCAAAGAAACACCCAGAGUUUAAAUCAUCAUUUGUCUAUGCUCCAUUCUAUAUGCAAAACUUUAAUACCUUUUUCAAAGUUCAAAAAGGUGCUGAUAAUGAAUACUCUUUAUCACUCCCAGUCGAUCCAAGUUCCAAAUUCCCAUUAGAUAUGGCCGAUAUUGAUGAUAUUGGUCCAAUUGUAAAAGGUAUUUUCUCUAAUCCAACCAAAUAUGCUGGAUUAAGUGUUCCAUUUUCUGGCUCAGCUCUUACUGGUGAUGAAAUUGCCCAAGCUAUUUCCAAAAAUUCUGGCAAACCAGUUAAAUUCAACUAUGUCCCAACUGAUAUUUUUGCUAAAGCCCCAUUCCCAGGUGCCUCUGAAAUGGCUGAAAUGUUUGCUUAUUACAACGAAUUUGGUGCCUUUGACAAGUUAAACAAAGAUUUAGGUAAAGAAUUAACAACUUUAACCACAUUUGACCAAUUUUUACAAAAAAACCCAAUUCAAUUCAAUUAA
Molecule: messenger RNA, 918 nt
Organism: Dictyostelium purpureum
Lineage: Eukaryota; Evosea; Eumycetozoa; Dictyosteliales; Dictyosteliaceae
Exons: 1
Coding region: 1-918 (305 amino acids)
Source: RefSeq, a predicted model, not a curated record